AUGUCAUCCACAGAGCAGACAAGCGAAAUCACUGACAAGACUGAUGAGCAACUAAGUCCCCCUGCUCCCAGCCAAGGCGGGGAGAACACAGCAGCCCAAGUUACGCCGGCCAAAGCCCAGUAUGACGACGAUUCAGAUUGGGAAGAUCUAGACGAUGUCCUAGAUGAUUUCAACCAGCCGAAGCAAUCAAAAGCGACGACGAAAGACGCCGCCACAGCAGCCACAAGCGCAGCCAACGAUGCUCUCCCCGACAUUCCUUCUAAUCUACCUAAUAUGGAAGACCUGGAUCAAGAAGCGUUUAUGAAGCUACUAGAAAGUGAUAUGUUAGCUAAACUCACGAGCGAAGCUAGCAUCGAAAGCCCAUCAUCUCAGGAGCCACGCAAAGCCGCAGAAGAAACCGAAAUUCCCGCCGAGAAUACCGCGUUUGAGAAGUUAUUCAAAGAGAUUGAGGAUAGCGGCGUCAAUUUUGAGCAGCUUCUAGGAGGGUUACUUGCUGAAUCGGUGAAGACGAAUCAGAAAUCGACAGAGGCAACGGAGCAGACCGGUAGUAGCCGUUCGGAAACCCGCGAAGGUGCUGCUGCUGGUGCUUCAGGAGAUGUUGCUGGGGAAAAAGCAUCGUUUCAAGACACGAUUCAGCAGACGUUGAACCGAAUGCAAGAAUCAGGGGACAAGGCCACCGCUGCCACGGCUGAAGAUGGCGAUUCGGAUAUGAUUAACCAAUUAUUCAAAACUCUUCAACAAGGAGGUGGACUGGGGGAGGGCGAGGAUAUGGACAUUGAUAAGAUCUUCUCGACGAUGAUGGAGCAGCUUUCAAACAAGGAAAUGCUGUAUCAACCAAUGACGGAACUGAACGACAAAUAUGGCCCGUGGUUGGAAGAGAACAAAAGCAAAGUCACAGCCGAAGAGCUCGAGACCUACGAGACCCAGGCUCGACUGGUUAGUGAAAUUGUGGCUAAGUUUAACGAGAGUGAUUAUUCGGAUUCCAAGCCCGAAUGUCGCAAAUACAUCUGGGACCGAAUGCAGGCGAUGCAAGCAGCCGGAAGUCCACCGGAAGACCUCAUUUCGAACCCUCUGAAUGAU
This is a messenger RNA of Talaromyces proteolyticus, 1080 nucleotides long. Its product is annotated as Pex19 protein family-domain-containing protein. Gene Ontology annotation, cellular component: peroxisomal membrane; peroxisome. The transcript has 3 exons. NCBI's taxonomy places the organism in Eukaryota, Fungi, Ascomycota, Eurotiomycetes, Eurotiales, Trichocomaceae. Gene Ontology annotation, biological process: protein import into peroxisome membrane. The annotation marks the transcript as partial. The record is from RefSeq and is a predicted model, not a curated record.